Cucurbitaria berberidis CBS 394.84 is the source of this 1413-nucleotide messenger RNA. RefSeq lists its product as uncharacterized. NCBI's taxonomy places the organism in Eukaryota, Fungi, Ascomycota, Dothideomycetes, Pleosporales, Cucurbitariaceae. Gene Ontology annotation, biological process: regulation of DNA-templated transcription. Gene Ontology annotation, molecular function: zinc ion binding; sequence-specific DNA binding; protein binding. The record is from RefSeq and is a predicted model, not a curated record. Bases 1 to 1413 code for a protein of 470 amino acids. The transcript is spliced from 3 exons.
AUGGCGCACUACCUCAAUGGCGGUGCUGAGAUGGGCCUCACGCCCAUGUCCGGCCUUCCCAUGCACCCGGAUCGCGCAGACUUCAGCAGUCUGCCAAUGGACGAUGUGAUGCAGCAAAUGGACCUCGACAUGUCGUCGCUCGAUGGCGCCGAGCCCCAGAACACGGGCUUUGGAUUCAAUGACCCGCAGCUUCAAUCGGCUUGCGGCCCCAUGGGCGAUAGCCAAAUGACGGGUGCGGGCGCAGGUCCAUUGCCUACGGGCUUCGGGGCCCCCAAUCUCAACCCCUCAGGCAGCACCUUGACCGAGUUCACCAAGCGGAGAAAUUGGUCGCAGCGCGUGCUAGAAGAGCUGCGCGACCUCCUUCACAUCCUGACCCCCGAUGGCAGGAUCCUCUUCGUCUCGCCAUCGUGCAGGCCGCUGACCGGAUGGGAGCCCUCCUACCUCCAGGGCCGCUUCAUCAACGAGUUCAUCCACCACGACGACAUUGGCAUCUUUGUCAAAGAGUUCAACGAGUCCAUAGCGUCGGGCAACCCGCUGCGCUUCUUCUACCGCUUCAAGAAGUCGGACGAGACCUACACCAUCUUCGAGUCGCAUGGCCACCCCCACCUAAGCAGCGAGCCGAGUUCCUUCGCGCCCCCAAACGGCCUCAACUGUCGCGGCUUCUUCAUGAUGGCCCGCCCCUACCCCACCAAGAACGCCGCCCUCCUCGACUCCUUCCUCGAACACAAGAUUGAGAAUGAGCGCUUGAUGAAGCGGAUAGCCGAGCUCAAGCGCGAGGAGCAGGACGAACAAGACGAUUGGACAAGAAAGACGGACGGUGCUUCUACCACCAUGACACCCUCAGAGUCACAAAUGCCACAGAACAUCACGGAAAGUGAAGCCGCAUCCUAUGCCCAGAUGCCGCCACCAGCGAAGCCUGCCAUAUCGAAUACCGCUCUCACACGGCAGAAUCUCGACGAGGCGCUAGCAGCCAGCAAAACGGAGAACAUCAACGACAAGAUGGCACGAUACGAGGGAACGAAUCACCUAGAGACGAUCGAGAUGCUGACGGGUCUGCGGUAUCAAGACGGCGAGCGAUCGCAGGGUAUCAGUACCGGACAUGCAAGCCCCAACCUCAUUCGAGGUGACGCUGGCAUACAAAUUAAUCUGGACCGUGAAGGCAGGAGCUCCUCAGACAAGAAGAAGAAGCUCAAGAUAGCCGACGAAUAUGUUUGUACCGACUGCGGCACGCUGGACUCACCGGAAUGGCGAAAAGGUCCGACUGGGCCCAAGACUCUAUGUAAUGCAUGCGGAUUGCGGUGGGCGAAGAAGGAGAAGAAGAAACAGCAAGGGCCAAGCAGUAGCAUGCCUGGCGCAACUGCAAUGAUGCACACUCCAUCCCUCCCGAUGCAGAGCAGCACCGGCAGCAGCUGA